This is a messenger RNA of Pungitius pungitius (ninespine stickleback), 1870 nucleotides long. It is a transcript of the gene zmynd10, whose product is annotated as zinc finger, MYND-type containing 10. The record is from RefSeq and is a predicted model, not a curated record. Lineage: Eukaryota; Metazoa; Chordata; Actinopteri; Perciformes; Gasterosteidae. Bases 102 to 1463 code for a protein of 453 amino acids. Gene Ontology annotation, biological process: outer dynein arm assembly; motile cilium assembly; inner dynein arm assembly. The transcript has 11 exons. Gene Ontology annotation, cellular component: cytoplasm; centriolar satellite.
GCUCACUGCUGGCUUACUCGCUUCAAGCCAACUUGAUUGAAAAGACAGCUCGUUCGAUUAUUUUGUUCGACUUGUGGGUCCGAGUGGUUUCCUACAACGAAAUGGACUCUUCUGUGAUUCUGCCCGUUGAAGCAGAGGGGUUUGUUCAAAGUCUGGAAACUUUCCCUCUCAAGGAAGUCGGCUCUGAGAGGUGGUUCAGACAACACAUGCACAUUGAGAAACUUAACAUGCAGGCCAUACUCAAUGCUUCUGCCACGCACGAUGAGUUUGUCAAGGACCUCCUGGUGUUGUAUGGAAAGAUACCAAUUCUGGUCCAUGAAAUGAUCCUUGUUGAAGUUUGGAAGCACAAAGUAUUCCCCAUUUUGUGUCAGCUGGAGGACUUCAAUCCCAAGAACACGUUUCCUCUCUACAUGGUGAUCCACCAUGAAGCCACGGUCAUAAACCUGCUCGAAACGAUAAUGUAUCACAAGGAUGCGUGUGAGGCGGCUGAUGACUCUGUUCUGGACUUGGUGGAUUACUGCCACCGCAAACUCGCCCUGCUGCUCGGCAAAGCAACCGGGGGAGUGGCGACAACCCCCGACCAGCGGGAGCCGGAAGGGAAGGCGCGCGUGUCCUCGACCGACUCCAUGGAAGAUCUACAGGUGCAGAGCGCCGCAGGGGAAUUUGAAAUCUCCCUGAAGGCCGUCUCUGUGCUGCGCUUCAUCACGGAUCACGCCGAGAGUGUGAGUGUCAUCAACCGCAUGCUGUGCACCCAUAACAUGCCUUGCGUGCUGGUUCAGUUGAUUGACCGCUGUCCUUGGAGUCGCUGUAAAGACGGUGAGGUAGAGAAGUACACGAAUGGCAGAUGGCAGAGGAUUCCUGUUGAGGACCAUUUGAAGAUGACCAAACUCGACGGUCAGGUCUGGAUUUCCCUGUACAAUCUGCUGCUGAAGGAAGACUGCCAACGGAAAUAUGACUUCAACAAUUUCAACAAGAACCAGCUUCUGAAGCUUCGAGGUUUCAUGACAGAGGUGUUGAUUGACCAGCUGCCGAACCUGGUGGAGUUGCAGCGUUUCCUGGCUCGUCUCACGGUUACAGACCCCGCCCCUCCAAAGAAAGAACUCAUUUUGGAACAGAUCCCAGAAAUACGGGACCACAUUGUGAGACAGAAUACCGGGAAGUGGAAGGCGAUAGCAAAGUAUCAGGUCAAAGAAACGUUCAGCCCAUCCGAAAGUGACUUGAAGCUGCAAGCGGAGAGGUUGAACCAAGUGUACAAUUUGGAUGUGAUGGAGAGUUUACUCCCCGAGAAGCCAAAGUGUGGAUCUUGUGGGAAAGAAGCAGCAAAGAGAUGCUCUCAAUGCCAGGGAGAAUGGUACUGUGACAGAGAAUGUCAGGUGAAGCACUGGUCCAAACACAAGAGAGCCUGUCAGCUGACAGUCGACGUCUCAGAGAAGAUCCACAAGGACCUGCAUGUCAACAGUUAACAGACUGGUGAAGCACAUGAAAGGACUGGUGCUGGAUGGGAGAAACAGAUGUGAUAUUUGCAUUCCUAAACAUUUUGGAUUCUUUUUUUUUCUUCUCUUAAUGAGUUCAGUUUUAUGCCCAGCAAGAGAAUUUUGACCAUUCUCUUUUUGUUUUAAAUACUGCUAUUGUGUUUAUGAUCACUUUAUCGACGGAUACGUUUACAUUUGGCAGCAGAAUGUCCCUUCGUUACACACCGGCAACAAAUAAAAUGUUCAAGCAACUCCCACAACUUUGUCUUUUCAAAACAGAUUGUCACGUAUCAAUAGUUUUACCUUGUUGAAGGGAAGAAGUAGCUCCUCUUCUUCUUGCUACUGUAUGUCUGCUUAUGCUCCCACUUCACACACCCUCAUUGUUUGGAUCGAACCUC